CUAAGCGAGUUAACUCAACCAUUUUCGUUUCCUCUCUCUCUCUCUCAAAUUCUCUUUUCAAUGGGAAAAGCUCCCUGCUGUGACAAAGCCAACGUGAAAAGAGGGUCAUGGUCGCCUGAUGAAGAUGACACGCUCAGAAACUAUCUCCAGAAACAUGGCACCGGCGGCAGCUGGAUCGCUCUUCCACGUAAAGCAGGCCUUAAACGCUGCGGGAAAAGUUGUCGCCUGCGGUGGCUUAACUAUCUCAGGCCAGACAUCAAGCAUGGAAGAUUUACCGACGAAGAAGACAACAUCAUAUGCUCCCUCUAUAACAGCAUAGGAAGCAGGUGGUCUAUUAUAGCUGCCCAACUUCCGGGAAGAACAGACAAUAAUGUAAAGAACCAUUGGAACAGCAACCUGAAGAAAAGAUUAUCGUCGGCAAAAACCAACACCUCCACCAGUUCGGUUCCUGUUGAAGCUGAAGCUCUUGCUCACUUGAAUGCAACUGGAACUACAAUAUCGUCUUCUCCCAUGGCAGACGUGGAAUACCAGCAGAAUUAUGAUAUUUCGGGGUCGGUUUUGGACCAGAUCGAUCAGGUUCCUCUACCGGGGCUUAUGGAUUAUAGCGCGACGACGAGUACUACUGCAAGUAACAAUUACAGUAUGUCAUCUUCUCAAGAUGUUUCGAAUCUCUUCAGUUCAUCUUUCUUUUCCCUGGAGGAUUACUCUACUGCUUGGUCUAGCAAUGGAAGUGCUGAAGAUCAAAGAAUUGUAUUGGAUCAUCAUGAUUUUGAGGGGCCUCACUAUCUGUUCACUGCCCCUGAUCAGAUGUAG
Messenger RNA from Hibiscus syriacus, 813 nucleotides. Its product is annotated as transcription factor RAX2-like. The transcript has 3 exons. Lineage: Eukaryota; Viridiplantae; Streptophyta; Magnoliopsida; Malvales; Malvaceae. The record is from RefSeq and is a predicted model, not a curated record. Bases 61 to 813 code for a protein of 250 amino acids.